AGGUAAUGAUGACCUUACAUCCCCACACAAAAACCAGAGAGGCAGUUGUGGUCGGUUGGCAACUUCAGUUCCAGACUAUCACUGUAAGAAGAAUGGAUAUAAGACACCAUCCACCUGAUGAAACGAGCAAUAGAGAGGAGCACAGGGAAAAAUGUCUUUCAGGUCCCAAAGUCUUACGGUUGGUUGGAAUCAUCCUUGGCCUGCUGGUCAUUAUUCAAUGCGCUGUCAGUAUUUUACUUAAGCAACAAGCCGCUGGGUGUACCAACGGGUUCAACAACAACUCGACUACCAAUUUCACCAUCAUGUCAGCUGAUGACAACAGAGACCUGGUUUUAGAGCGAGAUCGACUGCUCAAAGAAAAUGACAGACUGAAUGGAAAGAAAGACAAACUGAAUCAAGAGAAAAAUCAACUGCUCCAAGAGAAUAACAAACUGAAUCAAGAGAAAAAUCAGCUGCUCCAAGAGAAUGACAAAUGGAAUCAAGAGAAAAAUAAACUGAAUCAAGAGAAAGAUCAACUGCUCCAAGAGAAAGAUCAGUUGCUCCAAGAGAAUAACAAACUGAAACAAGACAGAAAUAAAUUGAAUCUAAAGAAAGACAAACUGAAACAAGCCAAAAAUAAAUUAAAUCAAGAGAAAAAUCAACUGAAUCAAGAGAAAGACAAACUGAAUCAACAGAAAAAUCAACUGCUCCAAGAGAAAGAUCAGUUGCUCCAAGAGAAUAACAAACUGAAUCAAGAGAAAAAUCUAUUGAAUCAAGAGAAAGACAAACUGGAUCAAGAGAAGAAUCAACUGAUCCAAGAGAAAGACCAGUUGCUCCAAGAGAAAGACAAAGUGAAUCAAGAGAAAAAUCAACUGCUACAAGAGAAAGAUCAGUUGCGCCAAGAGAAUAACAAACUGAAACAAGACAGAAAUAAAUUGAAUCAAGAUAAAGACAAACUUAAUCAAGAGAAAAAUCAAUUGAAUCAAGAGAAAAAUCAAUUGCUCCAAGAGAAUGGCAAACUGAAACAAGACACAAAUAAAUUGAAUCAAGAGAAAGAUCAGUUGCUCCAAGAGAAAGACAAAAUCAAUCAAGAGAAAAAUCAACUGCUCCAAGAGAAAGAUCAAUUGAAUCAAGAGAAAAAUCAACUGAAUCAAGAUAAACAUCAAUUGCUCCAAGAGAAUGACAAACGGAAUCAAGAGAAAAAUAAAUUGAAUCAAGAGAAAGAUAAACUGUUCCAAGAGAAAGAUCAGUUGCUCCAAGAGAAUAACAAACUGAAACAAGACAGAAAUAAAUUGAAUCAAGAGAAAGACAAAGUGAAUCAAGAGAAAAAUCAACUGAAUCAAGAUAAAGAUCAACUGAAUCAAGAGAAAGUAAAACUGAAGCAAGAGAAAAAUCAACUGCUCCAAGAGAAAGAUCAAUUGAAUCAAGAGAAAAAUCAACUGAAUCUAGAUAAACAUCAAUUGCUCCAAGGAUGA
This is a messenger RNA of Dicentrarchus labrax (European seabass), 1454 nucleotides long. RefSeq names its product trichohyalin-like. NCBI's taxonomy places the organism in Eukaryota, Metazoa, Chordata, Actinopteri, Moronidae. The record is from RefSeq and is a predicted model, not a curated record. The transcript has 3 exons. The coding region runs from base 6 to 1454 and encodes 482 amino acids.